Poecilia reticulata (guppy) is the source of this 5568-nucleotide messenger RNA. The record is from RefSeq and is a predicted model, not a curated record. Lineage: Eukaryota; Metazoa; Chordata; Actinopteri; Cyprinodontiformes; Poeciliidae.
AAGAACUUUUUUUUCCCCCUACGUUUUCAAUUGAAGCUUAACCGUGACAUUAAAAGAUUAAAAAUCGCCUCCUUUCAUUUAGUUCCUACUGUCCACCUCCUGCUUCCAACUUGACUGCAAAGAUCCAGCUGUUCCUUCAACAGGAAACGUUUUGCCUUCCCCAUUGGUACGUCCAGCCUGUUCAGGGACCAAUCACGUUGGGGCUUCGCCGCACUCAACGUCCUUGUGGACAACUGUGGAGCUGAGCUGCGCGUGGAAUCCCACGCAGAAGUGCAAAAGGCAACGCGCUUUGGAGACAGGUGCGUUUACCUUGCUGGGAGUCUUUACACGGCAGAGAAUCUUUUCCACUUUUCAAGGAAUUCACAGGAAACCCGCUGAAUGUUUACCUUGUUCCGUACGAAUCCUAAAAAUGAGGGGAGCGACAAAAAUCGCGAGAGCUUGAGUCACUUCUGUUCAGUUUUGCCAACUUUGUGCAGCAGACCGUCCGAUCCACUUCAGUCCGAGCGGACAGAGCAGCGGGAGCAGCAGCAGGAGGCAGAGGAGUGCAGAAGGAGGCUGGAUGAAGCAGGAGACGGGCAACUGAGCUUCAGCGAGCCGGGUACCCGCUUCCCCAUUCCGCAGCUGUCCCCCAAUGUCACCGGACAGGAUGAUGAUCAUUGGACUUUUGCUCAAUGUCUUUUCUCAGGGCAGUGUUUCAGUAUCUGCAUCCUUCGACUGUCUAGUGGCGGAGCAGGGCUGUGUCCAGGAGCCGUCCUGCAAAGGCAUCUAUCGCCUGCUGGAGUACUGUGCGGCGGAGGAAGCCGUGUCGCCACUCAGUUCAGAUGCCCGCCUGGAGUGCCUGGAGGCCCAAAACUCACUGCAGCAUUAUCGCCCCCUUCAAGUCUGCAAGUGUCAGCGGGGCUCUCGCAGAGAGGAGCACUGCCUGAAGGUUUACUGGACCGUGAGAUUCGCAGCGUACGAUGAGUAUGAAGUGUCCCCAUAUGAAGAGCUGAAGCUGAAUCUGGUGAGAAACAUAGAGGUGUCGCGAAUGGCCUCCAUUAUGGCAGCUUCCUCUGUUGUCAUGGACGGCCAGAACCAGUGCCUGAAGGCCGCUCAGGACUGCGGCCUGUAUGAGAAAUGUGGCUCCCUGCGCUCAGAGUAUGUGGUAGCUUGCACCAAGCGAGCAACAGCCACCGACAACAGCUGCAACCGCCAGAAAUGCCACAAAGCCCUGCGGCGCUUCCUGGAGCGUGUGCCGGAGGAGUACAGCUUCGCUCUGCUUUUCUGUCCCUGCUCUGACACUCUGUGUGGGGAGCGCCGGAGGAAAACCAUUGUGCCAUCAUGUUCCUUUGAGGAGAACGCAAGAGGGGAGGAAAGAGUCGGCAAGCCCAACUGCCUCAGCCUCCAGAACUACUGCUCCAGAGACGAGCUGUGUAGAUCCCGGUUUGCAGAUUUCCAACAGAACUGUCAGCAGUCCUCUCUUUCUGCCUCUGGCUGUAUGCGAGAGAGCAGAGCCAUGUGCCUCAAGGCUUAUACCGGACUCAUAGGAACCAUCAUGACUCCCAACUAUGUGAGCAACAGCAGCACGGAGGUGUCCCAGUGGUGCUCAUGUGAAGGCAGUGGGAACGAACUGCAGAGCUGUCAACGCAUCCAGAAUCUGUUCGGCAACAACAUGUGUCUACGCAAUGCCAUCAGCUCCAUGGGAAUCUCAGCGCCUCCUCCGGUGGAACACACUCCGGUGCCAGUUUCUCAGCCCUCCCCUCGCGUCUUCCAGGAGAGGGUCCACGUUGGCGUCAACACGCUCCCUGAAUUCAACAGCAUGGAGGACAGUGACCAAGAGGAGGAACAGGAAGAGGGAGCAAAUGAGGAGUUCAACGUCAUCCCGCCAUACUCUGAGAAGGACUCCGACACCGAAUCAGGUGCCAGAGGGAGUCAGAGAGGAGAAGCCAGCCAAGCGGAGCUCGCUCUGCCGUUGCUGCUGCUGCCAGGUCUCUUCUUGAACUGGGAAUGCUGGAACGACUGAAGACUCGACUUUUCUUUCAGCUUAGAGUUUGCAGUCACUAUCGGUGUCAAAUUCAUUGCAGCCCUCACUGUGAACCACAGUCGACGGUUAUGGAAAAGACGUGUAAAUGCCUCCAAAAAAAUGUUUGUGUCCUUUUCCUCCGAACACUGUAAAAUAUCCCAACUUGUUUUAUUUUAUUUUAUUUCCUUUCUGACAUUUAUAAGACAUUACUCAUCCUUCAGUUUAUUUGCUUAAGUGACCUUUCCUCAAUGUGAGUACAUGGGUGAAUUGCAAAGUGCUGUUUGGGCAGAAGCUAUAUCUGGAGCCUUCCUGUCUUUUAAAAUAAAAAAGUAAUACACAGUACUUCACAAAAAAGCAUAUCACCCAGGGCUAACAUACGCCACACACUCUCUGGAAAACCAUACCCAGUCUACUCGACUGCAACGAGGCGGGAGCGCAGCUUUUGAUUUCUAUUUCAUAACUCGUGUCGCAUCCAUUUCUCUGCUGCUCCUUUGGCUCUUCCUCUAGCUUUAUCAUGCUAAAAAAAAGCAACAAUCCGCUUUAGAACAAGCUAAUAAAAGAGGAAGCAGCAUUUCAACCAUUUUGUGAAAAAUAAAAAAGGAUCUCUUAAAAAUUGCUUCAUUUGACAAGACGGGGAUGAGCUUCAAAAUGAUGCGCCGUCACGUUUUGUAUGCUUGUUCUAACUCCACUCGCCAAAAAGCAUGACAAAAGUCACUUCGCUCUUUUAUUUUUACAUUUUUUUUUUUUGUUAACACACCACUUAGCAUUGUUCCUCCUGCACCAAGCGGCUGAGAACUCAACCGCAGGCGAAAGUAAUGAGAUCAGAUUCCAUUGUAGAAACGGUGUUGGGAGAAAAGCAACAUAAGCAAUUACUGCAUGAUUCAAAUUGCUCCCAUGCAGGGGGGAGAGUCUGGAGUAAGGCUCACGGGAGAGAAAAGGCAAUUUGCUGCUGUCGUAGCCUCUCACUUUUUUAUCCUUAGGAGAUCUAGUUUUAGUGCUCCUUCCCCAACAUGUACUUUAGAUGUUUUGGAAGCAAAAUGAAGCGAUGCGGACGGACAUAGGAGGCUGAAGAGCCUGCUGGCUGCUCUCGUCACCGGCCAGCACAUCCAGCCAUUCUCUCUGCUUGAAAUAUCUUUUGCUGAUGUUAAUGGUUUUUCCUCUUACGGCUCAUUUUCCUGUAGAAUUAAGGAGCUGCGGAUUCAGAGGUGAAAGGAAGUUUUCGUAGAGAGAUAGAUAUAAACCAGUCUAAUUUCAAAACGUGUUUGAAAGAAAUAACUAAACCAAGUUCUGUAAAGAUUUUUGGGGUAUUUUUGCGUUUGAACUCAGUAUUUGCAAUGGUUGAACUGAAAUUCAUCGGUGAUGUCUGUGGGUCAUUCAGGAAAAGGCUGAAUGACCCACAGCUUUUUUGAAGUGUAGUGUCUGGUCUUGUUUACUUGACAGGUUAUUAAAAUGAAGACUUAACUUUGGAUGCAAACUGACAAGGACAGAAAUGUACUGAAAGCCAACAAGCAGCGCUUCCCUGAAUCCAGCUCCAUCUUUCUUCACAUUUUCUAGAAGUCAACGUUAAGCUUUAAUUGGAUUUUGUGAGUUUAGUAAAUACGACUUGGCUGUUACAUGCUUUAGGGCAAAGUGACAUCAUGCUGUUUUUUUUUUUUUUGACCAUUCCUUGCAGAAAACGGCAAAGUGGAUGGACGACUCUUCAGUUUGCUAAAGCUCCAAAGUCCAAACCAGAAAAACUGAAAUACAGUAUCAGACUGGGCAUCAAAAGGUUGUGUUUGGUUUUAAUAAUGUGAUCAUGAGCGUUCUGAGCUAAAUAUGGUGAUGUAAUAGUGAACUAUAAAUCAGUGUCAGAAGCUCAUGUAGGGUUCGGGUUCUCUGUUCCUCUCAGUGAUCCCAAGCAUGGUCAACAUGGUCCCAAGCAUGGUCAUGGUCAAAAGGAACUGGACUUGGUUUUAGAUCCUUAAAGAUGUUUUAUAUCAGUUUCAUUUUAAUUCUCAUUUAAGGCGUUUUCUCAGUUUAAGCACACUUUCUUGGUCAACUACAAACUUUGUGGGCCUAAAGCCCAUUCAGGCAAAUUAGGAGUAGAAAAUGCUGGAUUAUUAUAUUAUAUACUUCCACGUUAUAAUUGUAGUCCACUUAACUCAAUCAGAUGCUGAAGACUGUUUUCUUGACUGCGACCACAUUUCUGUCCCAACUGAAGUUCCAGUUAAUUGUUCCUCGACAUCUGAAUCAACACAUGUAGAGUCAUCAAUAAUCUCAGACCUGCUAAUAUUUAGCUUUCACCAUAUUUCCCCCAGAAAUAUUUUGACAGAACUCACAGAAAAUGUUUUGCUGCUUCACAAACACGGAACAUCUUAAAAUCUAAAGACUAGUUUGUCAGCUAAACUUGAACCUGGUGUGAGCAUCCGCAUCCACCAAAGCUUUUCAUUUGAAAUACAAUAUCCUACCAAAUAUUCCACCCUGCAGUUCUUUGUGAUUGCACUACUGCAUGCACUGAAACUGACAGCUGCAAUUCGAUAUGUUGUCCAGCUCAAGGUUCUGUAACCAGAAAAGACGGUGAGAAAUGCCAAUAAGUGCAGCAACGACUAGUUAAAAUCUAAUUUCAACUAAAGAGUUGUCAUUUUGUGUUGAGAAAAACGUUGACGAAACGUGAGAGAGAAGUACAGCAGUCAAAACAGUUCCUUUUAUUAGAAAUGGUAACAUCAAAAUAUCAAAUAUGGCUGACCUACACAGUUUUGCAAGCCAUGCACAAGCCAGUAGGCGGUUAUGUAAAUAAACAUAGGCAUACACCAACAACAGAGGAAGUUAAGUCAGGAACUCUGAUCAGAUCCACUGAGGGAUCAGAAUCAGAAACCGAGUCCGGUAGACUCAGUUCGAUCGGGGACCAAGAUUGCAACAUUUGUUACAUCAUCAGGUGGUGGUUUCACAUUUCUCCGUGCCAAACAAACCAAACUCUUUCAGAAACCUAUUUACCCCCUCGCUUCUGUUGGCUCGACUCCAAGAACCACUGACGGAAACAACACGAAAACGUCUGAAGAAGACAAGAGCGCAACUUCCUUCUUGACAAAGUAAACAAAAAUGGAAUGGUGUCAAAUUUCAGAGGCUCUAGAGUUUCUCUUUUAUUUUUUGGCAACGGAUUACGAGUCAUUUUUCCUACUAGCGCUAGACUUUUGACUCUUGAACGUCAGGAACUGGUACCCAGUCUGUUUUUUGCAUUUUCGUCUUAUGAGCUUUUGUAUAUUUUGUCAGUACAUACCGUUUGUUUAUAUUUGUAAACAUUAAUGUCUCGCAUUGGUUCUGUUUGUUGAAAAACUCUACAUUUAUAGAAUCUAAAUCUUCAAAGAACUGUGUAAAUACCUACCAAAUUAGACAGUUUGUAGUUUAUAUCAUAAAAGUAGUAAGACCAUGUACAGCACUGUUUCACAUGCUAAAUUUAUUGUAAAAACAUAUCAAACAUAGCAGAUGUUUCCGUGUAUUUCCUGUAAUGUUGUGCCAUAGACAAAAAAAGUAUGUCAGUUUGUUUACAGAAUAAAAAGUCUCAUUAAAAUGUGUUCUUGUCUAACACA